This is a messenger RNA of Cetraspora pellucida, 1260 nucleotides long. NCBI's taxonomy places the organism in Eukaryota, Fungi, Glomeromycota, Glomeromycetes, Diversisporales, Gigasporaceae. The record is from the annotation of a GenBank genome assembly.
AUGUUGGUGUGGUGUACUUGUUAUUUGUGUUCAUCAAAUAAUAAUAGUGCUACAAACAAUAAUUUUUAUCAAAAUUCAGUUGAGUUUAAUUUAAAUUUAGAAGAAUUUCUGCAAGCCUAUCAAGAUUAUGAGAAUAAUUUAGAAAAUUAUAGCAACUUUAAUAAUAAUUUAGAAGUAGAUAAAUUUGAAAAUGAGUUUGAAUUAGAGGAUAGUUCAGGACAUGAAAAUGAAUUGCUUAGAAAGCAGAAAAAAUUUGAUGAUGAUGAUGAAUUGAUGAAUAGUCUGGAAAGCAAAAAUGAAGUUGAGAACAAUGAUGAAUUGAAGAAUAGUUUGGAAAGCAAAAAUGAAUUUGAGAACAAUGUUGAAUUAGAGAAUAAAUGUGGAAAUGAAUUUGAAGACAAUGAUAAAUCAGAGAAUAGUUUAAUAAGUAGAAAUGAAUUUGAGAACUAUGAUGAAUUAGAAAAUAGUUUAGAGGAUGGUAAUAAGUAUAUGAGCAGACUUGAAUAUGAAGAUUCUAAUAAUGAGUCAGAGAGUGAUAGUAAUAAUUCAACUAUAACAGAUACAAGUAAUAUGGAUAUUAAAGAUCUAAAAGAACUGAAAGAUCUAAAUUCUUUUUUAUUUCUUACCACUGCUAAACUACAAAGAUUAGAUGAAGAAGUAGUGUUCCCUAGUGUUCAACAUGAAGAUACAUUCACAUUACAUGGUUGUGUACUAUCUUUGUCUAGUGACACACCUGCACUUACAAAAUUAAUAUGUCUUAUAGGGCAUAAUUCAUAUAGAGGAUGCUGCUAUUGCAAUAUUAAAGGCAUUUAUUCUUCACAUAUAUAUUAUCCUACCAAACCAUCCAGUGAUCAGAAUAGUAAAACUUAUGAUCCUGAAAAUUUACUAAUUAGAACUCAUAAUGAAUUCAAAAGACAAAUAAAAAAAAUUCAAAAAGCACAAACACAAUUAGAAAAAAAUCAAACAAUAAAACAUUAUAGUAGACAAGAUUUCUAUUUUCCUUCAACUUCACACAAAUUAAUACAGGCUGAAUUAAAAAAAAUUAACAAACAUUUUUCUACUAUAUCAGAUGUGUCUGGGUUGCAGCUUAUGUCUUUUAGUCAAACAGGAACAAAGUAUGAUAGUACUGAUGUGAAAACAUUUAGUCAGUUAGGGUUAUAUGCAUUAAUUAAUUCAUCAGCUAUUGAUUAUUGUGUUGAUUUAAUUAAAAUUGAUAAGUUAUUUUACAUUGUAGAUAAAGAGGUAGAUGAUGAUAAAUAA